Messenger RNA from Plasmodium vinckei vinckei, 864 nucleotides. Its product is annotated as heat shock protein 90, putative. The transcript has a single exon. Gene Ontology annotation, molecular function: chromatin binding. Gene Ontology annotation, biological process: regulation of gene expression. The record is from RefSeq and is a predicted model, not a curated record. NCBI's taxonomy places the organism in Eukaryota, Apicomplexa, Aconoidasida, Haemosporida, Plasmodiidae. Gene Ontology annotation, cellular component: nucleus. The coding region runs from base 1 to 864 and encodes 287 amino acids.
AUGGACAAAAAAUAUAAAAGUAAAAGUAGUGUAGAAGGAUAUAGCAAUUCUUCUGAUGAAGAGUACAAAAAGAAAAAAAAGCACGAUAAAAAAAAAAAAAAAAAAAAGAAAGAUAGAGAAAAAGAGAAAAGCAAAAAACAUGGAAGUCAUAAAAAGGAUAAAGAUAGAAAAAGCAAACGUAAAAAAAAGUAUGACGAUUCAGACGACAAUAUAGGAAAAUCAAAUAGUACUUCAGCCACAUCCUUGUCUUUUCUAUGUGAAGGAUAUGACUCACUAAAUGAAAAGUUGGAUAAGCGAGGUGCCUCUAAUUCUAUUGAAAAACAUAAGGAUACGAAAAAAAAAAGCAAAAAAAAAAAUAAAGAAGACGAAUAUAAGAAAAAUCAAGAAAGUAAACAAAGUGAACAGUCUGAAAAAGAAGAUCCUGAAGAUUACGAAAAUGAAAAUGGAGCAACGGAUGAUGAUACAGAUAGUGUAGGACCAAAGCCUCUCGAUAUAAAUGUAAAAUUGGCAAAUAAACAAAUGGAUUAUGGUGGUGCUAUGAUGCCAGGAGAAGGGCAAGCAAUAGCACAGUUUAUUCAAAAAGGAAAAAGAAUACCAAGACGUGGUGAAGUUGGAUUAUCAGCUGAAGCAAUAGAAAAUUUUGAAAGUCUUGGGUAUGUUAUGAGUGGAUCAAGACAUAAACGAAUGAAUGCAAUACGUAUGAGAAAAGAAAACCAAGUUUAUAGUGCCGAAGAGCAAAGAGCCUUAGCUAUGUUUAAUUAUGAAGAAAGGGCAAAUAGAGAAAAUGCAUUAAUAACAGAUUUAAAGGAAAUUUUAAGAAAACAAAAUGAAACUAUAUUAAAUGAAGAACAAAAUGAUACCUAA